GGAUGAAGAACCAGGAAACCAGCUAGUUUCAGAGAAGUUUCAUAUUGACUGGGAUUCUGUACUCAUUGACACGGAUAACGUCAUUGUAGCAAGAUUCGAUGGCAGAGGAAGUGGAUUCCAGGGCCUGAAGAUUUUGCAGGAGAUUCACCGAAGUUUAGGUUCAGUAGAAGUAAAGGACCAAAUGGCAGCUGUGAAAUUUUUACUGAAACAGCCAUACAUUGACUCCAAAAGGUUAAGCAUUUUUGGAAAGGGUUAUGGUGGCUAUAUUGCAUCAAUGAUCUUAAAAUCAGAUGAAAAGCUCUUUAAAUGUGGAUCAGUGGUUGCACCCAUCAUAGACUUGAAAUUAUACGCUUCAGCCUUCUCGGAAAGAUACCUUGGUAUGCCAUCUAAGGAAGAAAGUACUUACCAGGCAUCUAGUGUGCUACAUAAUAUCCAUGGUUUAAAGGAAGAAAACAUAUUAAUAAUUCACGGAACUGCUGACACAAAAGUUCAUUUCCAGCAUUCAGCAGAAUUAAUCAAACACCUAAUAAAAGCUGGAGUGAAUUACACUAUGCAGGUAUACCCAGAUGAAGGCCAUAACGUAUCGGAGAAGAGCAAGUAUCACCUCUAUAGCACAAUCCUCAGAUUCUUCAGUGAUUGUUUAAAGGAAGAAAUAUCUGUGUUACCACAGGAACCAGAAGAAGAUGAAUAAAGGACCCUAUUUAUACAGAACUGAAGGGAAUGUUGAGGCUCAUGGAACCUUGCCAAGAGACUGUAAUAAUUGUAUGCGCCAGAAUUUCAAGGGCAGCUUAAAAAGAUGACACUGGAACAGCACACUCAGAAACAGAACUAGAAUGCGAAAACUGAAGUUCAAGUCUACUGUGUUGUUAAGGGUGCAUAGCCUGUUUCUUUGUAUAAGGAAGGUCAAAGGGUUGGUUUCCUGAGAGAAAUUAGUUUUGCAUUAAAGUAGGAGUAGUGCAUGUUUUCUUCUGUUAUUUCCCAGUUUGUUCUGUAACUAGUUGCUCUCAUCCUAAUUUCAAUGGCCACCAUCUUUGCAAAUAAUGCACAAUUUAUCCUCAGUACUACAGUCCCCAAUCUCUGAUGGUUGAGUUUCAAUCUAACACUUUUCUGUACCUUUUCAAUAAGUGCAAUUCUUUCAUUGUCUAUUAUUAUGCUUAAGAAAAUAUUCAGUUAAUAAAAAACAGAGUAUUUUAUGUAAUUUUUGUUUUUAAAAAGACAUUAUUAAAUGGGUCAAAGGAUAUGUAGAAAUAUGAAUAUCAGCACCUUCCAAAGUUCAGCCAGUUAUCAGUAGAUCCAGUAUCUUUAAAUCAACACACGAGUGUAUGUCUCACUAUAUGUGUGUAUACACACACACGCACACACACAUAUGUAUAUACACGCACGUGUGGUACACAGUCAGUGGAUCUAUCUUUACAUGUUAUUCAUGCUACAAGGGUAAACUUUUGAUGAAUUAGAAGAGAUGCUCUCUUACAGGCUACA
This is a messenger RNA of Tupaia belangeri chinensis (Chinese tree shrew), 1479 nucleotides long. RefSeq names its product inactive dipeptidyl peptidase 10-like. Gene Ontology annotation, cellular component: plasma membrane; voltage-gated potassium channel complex. The record is from RefSeq and is a predicted model, not a curated record. The transcript is spliced from 7 exons. Gene Ontology annotation, biological process: proteolysis; regulation of potassium ion transmembrane transport. Gene Ontology annotation, molecular function: potassium channel regulator activity; serine-type peptidase activity. The annotation marks the transcript as partial. NCBI's taxonomy places the organism in Eukaryota, Metazoa, Chordata, Mammalia, Scandentia, Tupaiidae.